This is a messenger RNA of Lodderomyces jiufengensis, 1116 nucleotides long. RefSeq lists its product as uncharacterized. The coding region runs from base 1 to 1116 and encodes 371 amino acids. The transcript has a single exon. The record is from RefSeq and is a predicted model, not a curated record. Gene Ontology annotation, molecular function: protein binding. Lineage: Eukaryota; Fungi; Ascomycota; Pichiomycetes; Serinales; Debaryomycetaceae.
AUGGGGAGUAAUGUUGCUGAUUGUAAAUUUGUUUGGUCAUCAAAUACUCCAGAUAAUUGGAUUCUCAAAUUAAAAUUUUUACAAAAUGAUAAAUUUAUUGCAUCUUCAAGUAAUGGAUCAUUACAAGGUUACUCAUUAACAAAAUUAUCACCAUCUCCAGAUUUCACUCUUGAGAAAGCUCAUGAAUCAAGCAUAAAUGAUAUAAAUGUAAUUAACGAAAACCUAAUAGCUUCUUGUUCAACAGAUGGUAUAAAAAUCUGGGAUAUAAGGUCAAAUACAACCGAACCAUAUGCAAUACUAAAUAAUCUGAAAAAUUCAAAUUUUUUAUCAUUAGCUUCUAAAAAUGAUUUACUAGCUGGUGGGACUGAAUUACAAGGAGUUGAUGCCGAAGUACAUAUUUGGGACAUAAGGAACACAAAAGAUGUUGUUAAAUCAUUUAUUGAUUCUCAUCAUGAUGAUGUUACUUGUUUAGAAUUCCACCCUACACUAACGAACUAUUUAAUGUCUGGUUCCACAGAUGGAUAUGUUAAUAUUUAUGACUUAUCAAAGCCUGAUGAAGAUGAUGCAUUGCAUCAAGUUAUAAAUUUUGGGUCAGUACAUUCUUGUAAUUUCAUAACAGAAUCAAGAAUUUCAAUUUUAACCCAUAUUGAAACAUUAAUGUUUCAUGACUUAAAUGAUACAAAUUAUGAAGAAUUGGUAAGUCCAAAAUUCGAUGAUGUUGGAGAUUUAAGAAUCAAGUGGCCAAAUAAUGACUAUGUAAUAGAUAUUGACCCAGAUGGAUAUGUUGCAUAUGGAUCAAACACCAAUAAAAGUUUAUCAAUAAUACCGUUCAACCCCAAAAAAGAAAAAUUUAAAGAAUCUAAAAUAAUUCAUUUCCCUAAUGCUCAUGAAGAUGAAGUUGUUAGAGAUGUAAUAAUAAAACCAAACACUACUCAAUGUCUAAGUUGUGGUGAGGAUGGGAAAAUCAAACUCUGGGAAUUACCCACUGUGCUAAAACAUUAUCCAAUAGGUACAACAACUCAAGAACCAAGCAUCCCACCAUCAACUGAAAAGAAAAAAUCAUCACAUAAAAAGGAACAUAAGAAAAAGAAAGAUAAGAGAUUUAAACCAUAUUAA